Molecule: messenger RNA, 3986 nt
Organism: Rhododendron vialii
Lineage: Eukaryota; Viridiplantae; Streptophyta; Magnoliopsida; Ericales; Ericaceae
Exons: 2
Coding region: 2034-2915 (293 amino acids)
Source: RefSeq, a predicted model, not a curated record
GUUUAUAUUUACUGAAAGUAAAUAAUAAUUACAACAAGGGAUAACAAGAAUAAAACACGACCCCUAAACAAUGGGGGUACCAAAGUAGAGGCCUUUAGACCAAGUUGCCCAUGCAAGGGCAAUUGCUGGAAACAGGCUGACCAUCACGUGAUGGAGUCAGUUCAUCGCGCGAGUGUCAUGACUAGACUUUCAAGAAUUACUUUGCAUGCCUGGGCUCUGAGACAUGUUCAGAAGCAACCCAGGGGCAUUCCCAAGCUAAUGAAUAAGAGUUCUAAGUUAAACUACGAAUUUUAUCAUGCAAAAUAGUGAAUCAGUUUUAGUCAUGCUUCACAGUUAUUCAUAACACUGAUAAAACAGAAAAUAAACUAGCGUCCCAUCCCCAUGAGGACCAUCGCGCGCUGAUGAGAACCGUCGCGGCUUGAUUGGGUCCAUCGCGCGUGGGAGUGCUAGUGCACGAUUUCUUGUAGCCUUGCUGACUUUAGGACCAGGACUGGUAUAGAUUACCAACCUUGGCCCUGACAGCCCCCCUCAGGAAUCAAAACAGUAAAUAGUAGGGAAUUAUACCUUUGCUUGAGUGUCUUGAAAAUGGAUUGAACAAGAUGGUGUAGCUUGGAAAAUGAGUGUAUGGAUGUGGUUAGAGUGAGGAGAUAUCAAAUGUGCUAGGGCUUGUAGAGUCUUUUUUGCUUGAGAAUUGGUAACCUUUUGGAAGAAGUACCAUGGGGGGUACUCAUAGGGCAAGAUAAGGUGUAUGGUGGGUGAAGAACUUGGCUUACCAACCAACCGACAAUGCUGACCAUCUUCCCUUGGUGGAGGAAGAGGCCAACAAGGUGAUGGGAGUGGUUGUGAGGGUAGUGCAACCCAUGCACCUGCAGAACACUAUUCAGUCGACGAAAAUAGGGUUCCUCAGGACAGUGGCCCCCCUGAUCAUCACAAAAUCCUAUAGGAAAAAGGUGAAAGUGACAGGUGUUAACCAUCGUGCGAUGAAGUGACACCGUCAACGCGAUGGUUAAACUAGCCCUGUGAUGGUCAACAGUAAAGGCUUUGACUUUGACCAACACCUGACAGAUGGAUCAUCGCGAGGUCAGGGUUUUGAUUUAGGGUUUUUGGGUUAAGACGAGCUCCACUCACUCCAAGCUCAAACCAUUCCGCUCUCGAGACUGUUUUUGAUCUGAUUCAUCAUCGGGGAAGCAAGAAACCAAAAAAAAAACAAUGUAAAACAAUUAGGAAACCAGAUUGGGGUGUCUACAGUAGUCCCUCUUUAACGGCACGCGGAGCACCAUUGAUUGGUACGGGUAACGUCAAAGAUUUCUAGACACCCCUCCAAUUUACCCAAAAACCGAUAAAAUGGAAAAUGCAGACGAGUAUAUAGAAAUACCGUGCACCAAUGGAUCGAAGAGCGGAUCAAUCAUUGAAUAAACUCUCCUGGGGAAUAAAUGAGAUGGACGGAUAGAUCGUCGCCGAUUUGACAUUGGACGGAUAGAUCGUCGUUGAUUGGAAUUGGACGGAUGGAUCAUCGUUGAUUGGAAUUGGACGGAUGGAUCGUCGUUGAUUGAUAAUUGGAUGGAUAGAUCGUCAUUAAUUGAUAAUUGGACGGAUGGAUCGUCGUUGAUUUGAAAUUGGACGGAUGGAUCAUCCUUGAUUUGAAAUUGGACGUGUGUGCAGGCAGACUACCGCUGGGGAUACAAAAGAACUCCGGAUUUGAAGAUCAUUUAAAGCAUGACGACCAUAAAAAUUGCUGCGGUGCCAUAACGAGAAACCAUGGGCCUGCGUAAGAACGACAAACAUGAUCGAGCCUGUCCAGAAGCUGGAUUGGACCAUCGCGCGACAGAGCCACUCCCUCGCGCGAGGGUUUCCUGUUAGGGCUUGGGUCUGGAAAAAGCCCACACCUGUUUUCUUCCAUACAAUCGACGGGGACGUUCUGAAACCACUCACAACAGUUUCAAACUCUCUCUAACUCUCUUCUCCCUCAAAAACUCUUCCAAACCGUUGAUUUUCUUCCCAAAAUCAAAAGCCCCAAACUCACUCACUCAUCCAUGGCAGACCAUGGCAGUGGUGGUAAUGAGGGAGAAGUGGUUGAUCGUCCGGAAGACCAAGGAGGACCAAUGGAGGUUGAAAUAGGAGACCAACAGCCAGUGGAGACUGUCUUGGGUAUUGGUGCAGUGGUAGCAGGCAGCGAUGAUGGCGAUCAAAGCCAUGUGCAGGAAGUCGGUGGCGAUGACGAGCAUCGCGCGACGGAGGAGGCUGGGGCCACGGGGUCUGUUGUUCGGCCAUUGGACCCGAGCGUAACAGUGGAAGGCUCGGUGGUGAUUGGUGGUGAUUCUGGAGUCGCCGGGGGCAGCGGUGCCGAUGGUGAUGACAUGGGGCCGAGUGGGUUUACACCGAGGGAUCUGGUAAGAGGCAAGGGUGUAACGGCUGAGGAGGAAGAGGCCCCGGGGGUCCCUUUUAUGUAUAGAGAGAAGGAUGUGCUCUUCCGGCCAGCGGCGACAUCGUCGAGCCACAGGCCGAUCAUGAAACAGGAUGUCACAGAGCUCCUGAGUGACGAACAACUAGCCCAACUUUUGGAGGAUAACCCCGCGAUAGGGGCUGCUGUUUUGGAAGCCCAAAAGGAGCGAGAGAGGGUGAUAGCAGCUUCAGAGGCUGCGACGAGGGCCGAGAGGGAGAGAGCCGAGGAGGAAGAGGCCCUAAGAGGCAUGGAGGCCGAAGAGAGGGCCGGAGCUAGGGUGUACGGGCCCAAAGUGACAGCAGUGAUAGAGGCGGAGAGUUUGACUCGUGUCCCUUUUACAGCAGAGGAGUACAUGCCACCCACGCCACACUUGUUUAUGCCAUCGGGCUUUGCGGUGUAUAGGCCACAGCGGAUGGAGUAUGACCCUAAGCUCAUCCUGAGAGAUCCCGAGACCCACAUUUUAAGUAGCUAGAUAGAGGUAAAUUCCUAGAAAACCUUCUUUAUAGUUUCAAAUUUGAAUUUGCCCAUUUGUGCUUGAAUGUUGAAACAUAUACGGUAAUCCUCGAAAGAAAAGACCAAUUGUAAUACCAUGAUCUUUAUAUCGAAUGCCAUGCAUGCAACAUAAUAACUUGAACCAACCAUCCGUUACUAGGCUGCAUUGACUACCUAGAACUUGAGAAUGAAAGCCUUGCAUGCUGACAUGCCUUCUCGUUGCUUGUCCUUGUGUCUGAAACAGGCUAGAGCGAGGUAGAGGGAUAUCCGUGGUUUCUGAGGCGCAUGUAGCCCUUUGGCGUUAUACCAGGGUUUGCCCGCCAGGGUGAGGCAGUUAAUAGACGAGGUGGGCUUCAUUGAGUUCAUACAGACCCUUACCCCGGCCAGAAAUGACCAUGCCGUCCUAGUGGCACUUGCAAAGAGGUGGAGGGACACUACCAACACCUUUCACCUACCUCCAGGGGAGAUGACAGUGACACCUGUUGACUUUGCAGCAAUCACCGGCCUGAGAGUUGGGGGCGAGCCUAUGCUGUUUGAUUCGGGCAUUCACGAGGACCCAGUGGCUCUAGAGUGGUUCUUGGGAGAAGCGCCCAAGAUUGUGGAAGGGAUGGCAAGGUAUGGGUAGUUCACCAAAUACCUCAAGAAAAAGGUAACAACUGAGCAGGAAGCGGAGCAGAUGGCCCGGGCAUACCUACUGUACCUCUUUGGCGCGUCCUUGUAUCCGAAUAGGCGUAGUAAGGUCCAUUUGUCAUACCUGCCUGCACUGAGGGACUUGAGGACAGCUUCGCGCUUUGACUGGGGUGGAGCGGCAUUGGGCGCGACCUAUGGUUUUUUGGGCGACUCGUCGAGGACGGAGAUGAGCACUGCUGGGUAUUGGAGAAUCAGGGAGCUUUGGGCCUGCGAGGUUUUGAACAUGUGUCGCGCAGCAUCCAAAAGCUUGGAUUUGGGGAUUCUCCCUCGUGCUCACAUCUAGAGCAAAAAGAAUAUGGGAGAGAAGAAAGAGAGAGGCGACCUGAACGGCUUUUGAAUAUACCUUGACGAGCUUCGACCC